AUGGAAAAGUAUUACCUUGCUCGGAAACUGGUGAAGGACAAUCCACACAAGCUUACUUUGGUGAUGCGACCCGAUGAGGAUUACGACAAGAAACUUCAGGAAGAGGAGAACACACGUCUCUCUGAGAUCAGCUCGACAUUGAGUGAGGAAGAGAAGAUGCAGCUACAUAAAAGGGGUUUAGAAUUGCUGGAGAAACAGAUGCAUACAGAGGACCUUUCUUGUCUUCCAACCAUUCACAUUGCAGAUAUCGAGCGUGACAUAGUCAGGGUACCAACAACAAUUCACUAUGCAUCCAGUGGUGUCCCUAUUUACUGCUGUGCACAACCAACUAACGAGAUCACUUACAUGAACCUCCUAGCCGAUACCUCACAUCUACCCGAGGAUCUCAAAUCAUAUCUACCUCUAUUCACCGAUAUCUUUACAAAAAUGGGUGCUGGUAUUUGGAAUUACAAGGAAUUAUCACAAUUGAUUGAUCUUUAUACUGGAGGUCUUGGAUGUUCCAUAUUCAUGAGUAACCAUCAUACGGAAUCAAAUACUUAUGAACAGUGUAUAAGAUUGAGUUCUCACAGCCUUGAAAGAAAUUUUGACAAAAUGUUAGAUCUCUGGCAGAAUGUUAUUUCCAGACCAAAUUUCUCUGAUAAUGAUCGACUCAAGACACUGAUUCGAAUGAUUGCCUCUGACAUGGCUUCCAGUCUCCCUAACAGUGGUCACAUGUAUGCCAUGGGCCAGGCAUCCUCAACUCUUUCUCCUUCGGCCCAAUGGAAGGAACUUUUCUCAGGAGUAACUCAGGUGAACAUGAUGAAGACGCUGGCUGAGCUUGACAAUGUUGAUGAAAUUGUGGCUAAGCUGGAGCAAAUAGCUGGCCAUGUCUUAAACUUCAAAAAUGUUCGUGUUUCUGUGAAUGCCACCGAAGAAGCAAUGGAAGCCACCGUUCACAAACUAGACACAUUCUUGCAGCCUUUGUCGCAGGAAUUCUCUACAGAAAGAGUUCUUGUCAAUGAUUCCAAAUUCCAACCGCAUGAAAAACGGACCCACGUCGAGUUGCCGUUCACAGUAAAUUACGUCUCCAUGUCGGUGCCAAGUGUUCAAUACACACAUCCUGACAGUUCAAGCUGUUUUGAUUCCUUUUGUAGAGAGAAAGGUGGAGCCUAUGGAAGCGGCGCCUUAAACGGUGACAGCACUUUCAACUUCUUUUCAUAUCGCGACCCAAACUCCUUACAAACGUUGGACGUAUUUGACCGGGCCAUAGAGUGGGCCGUGAGUGGUCAGUUUACAGAUGAACAUGUUAAUGAAGCCAAACUAUCUUGCUUUCAACAGAUUGAUAAACCAGUUCCACCCAGUUCCAAAGGACUCACGUAUUUCCUUCAUGAUAUAACUGAUGCAUUACGUCAGGUAAAAAGAGAUCGAAUAUUCGCAACCACCAAAGAAGAUUUAGUUCAGGUCGCUAACAAGUGAGUACAUGUUUCAUACAUUUUCC
Octopus bimaculoides (California two-spot octopus) is the source of this 1477-nucleotide messenger RNA. RefSeq names its product presequence protease, mitochondrial-like. The record is from RefSeq and is a predicted model, not a curated record. Gene Ontology annotation, molecular function: metalloendopeptidase activity; metal ion binding. Gene Ontology annotation, biological process: protein processing. NCBI's taxonomy places the organism in Eukaryota, Metazoa, Mollusca, Cephalopoda, Octopoda, Octopodidae. Gene Ontology annotation, cellular component: mitochondrial matrix.